UUUUAAGAGAAGAUUGGUUGUUAAGUGCCAGGAGAAUCGUGUUCAAAGCUGUACAACAAGGGGCCAAUGGAGGGCUCAGAGGGUGACAGGCAAAGGCACUUGGAGGCAGCUAGCAAAGAGCUUGCCGCAUGGCUGGACGCCAUUCCUCUGAGCGGCAUAGCCGACCUGAAGAAACGUCUAGAUGAAGUUGACAAGGAUUGCAAGGAGGGGCUGCCAGCCAAUCUUGCUGCGGCCAUGGAGAGCGGAGAGGCAAGAGAGGAGGUGGAGGCUGCGCUUGGUGUGAAUCGGCUCAACGUUCUAGGCAGGCCCCAAUUCGCAAGUGCCGGAAGGGGCCGUCUCGUUGGACAAAAGGCAGAUCAGCGACAGUUGGCGGCAAUCCGUGCACGAGGCACUUUCGAAAAUGGCGACGACAGCGACAAGAACACGAAGCCUGACGUCUGGCGCGUAAGCCGCCUCCUCCAAACGGGGUCCGAGGUGCGCACCCGGUGGUAUUACACGCUGCUCGUCGCGGUGCUCGAUCAGAUUUGGGUGCAACCAAGGCGCCGAAUCGCAGACAGGCAUGGGAUCAGUUUGGCAGCCGGGCUGCGAAACACGUGGGCUGGAUUGAGAGGCAUAGCUAACGGCCUGGUUGGUCUCAAGAUUGAGAUCUUUGACAGCGCUGCCGCCGUUCAAGACAUCCGAAUCGACCGGAAGACUUUCUGCGUGGAAGAAGGAGGGCCUUCCCUUCAUCCGCGACUCUUCGACGACGAAAGUCGUGCCUUUCUGGCCAAGGAGUGGAGCCGCAUCGCGAGCGCUCGCGCGUCCGCAUGGGCGAUCCGCGAGGAGAGCCGCUUUGUCGAGGAAGCUAUUGAUCGAGUGAGAAGCAAGUACUCUCAGGAAGGAACCUCCGAGGCGGACAUCGCCGCUGAGGUGCGCGCUCUAAGCCGCGCAGAGGAAGCGCGUCGGCUCGCAGCCGCGGUGACCGACGACCAGGUCAUCGAGGAACACAGCCCGGGGCUUGGGCCAAUCCUGGCGCGACACGUGGAAGCAGCAUGGGCGCUGAGUGCACAGAUUCACGACCUGCAGAACGAACAAGAGCAAGUACGGGCCAGGCAUCUGGACAAACUUCAAACAAAACACCCGGUGCUGGUAAACAUCGAGCAUUGGAAGGAGGCCCAGCUGCAGGGCGCACAGAAGAAGUGGCGAAAGGAGCUGCAAUGGCGUCCUCUGGAAGAAGCUGAGCAGACAGUCGGUGCCACUGGAGAGGCGGAAGCGCGGCUCGCGGCCGCCGACGUGACCUGGCACCAACAGAAGCUGCGCGCGCUCAAAGCGGACGCGCGCGCGAGCCGCAAGUACCGCGCCCCCCGCCACCGCGCCACGGCCUUUGUGCGCAUCUGGAACCCGCAAAACUUCUGGGUCGAUCUUCACAGAAAUGGCACUGCACAAUCAAUGAGCUGGCGCGCUCACGAGCGGCCACGUCACCCUGGUACCGGUACGGACCUCGAGGCACAAAACGGCCACCCUGGUCGCUAUGUUAACUACAGCAUGAGGAAGUAUGAUGUGCUGGCGACGGCGACCGGGGCGCCGUUGUGGCGCUUCCAGCUGAUGGGCCACCGGGCGCUGCACAACUUCAAAAACGGCGUGUACCUCUUCGGUUCCAUCCUAUGGAAGGGUCCCCUGGGCCUCCGUUCUUUUAUUUCCCUGCGCCCCUUCCAACUAUACGAGUGGGAUGUGCGCUCUGAUAACGGGACGGUGUACCAAAGAAGUACUGGAGCGCGUUCCACAUUCAUCUCCAGGUUGUGCACACUGUGGAGCCACGUGUUCGCCUCUCGCGAGCGCUUCGAGUCGGAGCCAUCGCGGGGCCUCAUCGGCAAGAGUCUCGCACGCCCCUUCAACCUAGUUUGGAACUACCUCGCCAAAGGGGCGCUCGGCACCGCCCUCCUCUGCGCCUUCAUACCCGUGGCAACUCUGCUAACCGUCGCGGGUUCAGCCGCGGUUGUCGUAACCGCCCCCGUUUGGGCGCCCGGUUUGGCGCUCGGACAGUACUUCUGGGACUUUCUCCUUUGGGACGGGAUGACCGGGGAACUCCUACCGGUCCCUAAAGCUGUUCUGUGGAACAUCGCCCUGAACGGCGUCGUGAAUGUUGCCGCUUCUCUAGUUGGCACGGUUCUUCAUCCGGGAGAUGGAGUGGGGAUGUACUUGGGCGGGGCGCUUGGGCUGGCUGUAGUAGCGGCCUGGGAUUGGCUCAUGUUCUGGGGGCUGCUGAGGUGGCACGCGCGCAUUCCGGCCUCGGACACGUUCCUGUGCCGGCGGAUCGGUGGGGCGGACAUCGAAGGAAUCGAGAAGUACUUUGUGCAGGUCGCCCCGGCCGCGGUGCUUCUGGCGCUUCGCCUCAACCUGCAAAAGCUUCUGCUCGAAGCACACCUGGCUUCUCUAACGUGGGACGCAAACGCGCCGGUUCGGGAGGCGACAAAGCUCAAGGUGUUUUUGGAAACUUUGGGCAUCAGCGCGUCCCUUCCGAACGGAUUCGGUCCUGAGCGGAACGCUUCCAAGCUGAGCGGAAUCUUCCAGCGCGCACAGCAGCUACAAGACGACAUCCGGCGCGAAAUUGACGUGCGGUUCCGCGCACUGGGGGCGGACAGCGGAAGCCAUUACGGAAUGUCGUCCAUGGUUCGCUUGUCCCGCGGCGACCUGGAACGCACGCUGCCAGUCGCCGAGGACAUCGUGCGGCGCUUCAUACUGGAGCAGCUCCUUCCGGUCAAGAGCAGGACCGGAAGCGGAAACAACGAUGUAGCGGCGGCAUUCUGGAGGGAUCGUGGGCACAUUGAGAACGACUGGAGAGGCCUCACGCGCCAGCUUUUAGCCGGGGCCGUCUCUGACGGAGUGCUGACGCCACUCGAGGACGACGCUCGGGGAAUCACCUUACAGGUGGAGCACGUGACGCCCAAGGAGUACGUCCGCAUGCUGGUCAACGAUUCCGUACACGACGACCUGGAAGUCGCCCACGUGGUAGAGCCGCCGAGCAAGACGGCCGGCGCGGCCGCGCUGCGCUGGCGCGACGCAUACAGCGGCCGCGGCCUAACUUGCGGACUUCGGCCGGGGGCCUUUACCGAGGGCUCGGUUCAAGUCUGGCCGGUUGACGAGAUGGACAGACUCCUAGACGAUCUGGCCGGCUUUACCCCAGCCGGUUGCAUCCUGUCCUUAUAAAGAGCCGAGUCGACUGGUGUAUUGUUUUUACGGUAUACUUUGUUGCCAACAAACGUCUUUGAGUUUAGUGUAUUCUAUCUUAGGACAUGGAAUUAUAUGGCUAACAUGUGCAAACGGACGUGCUUCGGUCGGAGCCUUGUUUUCCGGACUUGACGGCGCUUCUGAAUUUGGAGACUGAAAUCAGAUGCACACAACUUCGUUCCCAAGCAUUAUCAUCAGCAUGUGAUCAGCUUCGCAGACGAGAUCAGAGUCGUCGUGCAUCGAAAGGAUUUUAACGAGAUUGGGAGUUGAUAUGUUUUGCUAUGUAGUCAGAAGGUAUUGGGCUUCCAUUGAACAGACAUGCAUUGAAGUCCUUCUGUAAUCAGUAUUAUGCUACAGCCUAAAGUCAUGUUUAGAAAACUUUUAGAAACCUCCUUCAGAAGUCUUAUUGUUGAACAGUAAACCAGUUCGAGUUUGUCCAGC
This is a messenger RNA of Klebsormidium nitens, 3648 nucleotides long. Lineage: Eukaryota; Viridiplantae; Streptophyta; Klebsormidiophyceae; Klebsormidiales; Klebsormidiaceae. The record is from the annotation of a GenBank genome assembly.